AUGAGAGGGGUCGCCGGCCUCACAGGCAAGUGGAUCACAGCAAUUCUCUGGUGCCUGAGGACUUUGCAGGCUGAUGCGUUGGGCCUUGAAUCUGCAGAGUUCGCGCGCGGCUUUACAACCCUCGUGUUCCGAUUCACGGAAAAUGUUAAUGUCUCCGCUUUGUCUGACUGCGAUGCUGUGCUGCCUGGAGCAUCAUUGCAGAAGAUGGGCACUGCGCCACAGUGUCAGUGGCUAUUGGGUGGCCUGGCAUUUCAGGUGAUGCUGGGGCACCAACCCACGCUGGAGCUGGGCGACGUGAUCGAGCUUCUUCCUGCUGUAGGAUCUGCACUGCAGGCAACGGUCAACUCGUCGGACCGGCCAGAAGCUGUGGCAUCACUGAAGCUGUUGCCGGCACAGGUGCAGCGCUGUGGGCUCGUGGAUGUAGCGGUGGAUGCUUCCCUCUCCAGCGGCGGUGCUGGGCGGCCGCUUCAAGCGGAGUGGCGAACUGGUGCAGGCAGCCAGCUUCAAGCUGGACAGGUGAUCCAGGACCUGUUGGCAGCACAGAAUGGGACCUUAAGCUUUACGCUGCCAGCGACCAGCAUCGCCAGCGCUGUCGACGCUGCUGUAGUGGCGAAUGCUUCGCUCACGAUGGUGCAUGUCGAAGUGGUUCUCGCCGUCACGAACUGGCUUGGCCUCACGAGUGAGACUUCGGCGAUGCUGGAGGUUGAUUUGUCAGAGGUGCAGCUCCCAGUCUUGGAGGCUUCACCCAGCAAGUCCAUCCGCACCAAUCAGUCGGUCACCUUCAAUGCUUUGGCCAGGUACGCACAGGCAGCGAGCUGCACUACGGCUUCUUCGGCGAAUGUGAGCAUGAGCUGGGAAUAUCGGUCUGGCUCCGGCCCAUGGCUCUCCCUGGAGAACGCUUCGCUCCAGGAGAACCUUAUCACUCCUUGGAUGCUCCGCUUUGCUCCCUUCAGCUUUUCGCCGGGUUCCUCGCACCAGCUUCGUGUCAAUGCAGCCUUUAGCCCAACGCAAGUGCGACAGCAUGUGUUUCAGCUUGAUGUAGCAGCGGCUGCACCAAUGGUGCCCGUGGUAACCGGGCCAUCCCUUCUGCCAGAAACCUGCGAGCUUGUUCUGGAUGCAUCGCAGUCUUUCGACCCAGAUCAUGAAAGCGAUCCGCAGUACUUCUGGUCAUGUGCUGCGAACAGUACAGCCUUCAACUGCCAUUCGCUUUCCAACUUCCGCACGGUCACCUGGACGAACACUGACGGCUCGGGGGCAUCCGGUGAAGCUCUACGAAUCUCAGCCGGGCAGCUGGUGGAAGACCUGUACACUUUCAACGUAACGGUAAUUCGUGCCAGCGACCGUGCAUCUUUUGAGAUUGCCUCUUGGAUGGUGCAGGUCUUGCCGGCAUCUGCAGUGCCAAUUACAGUGUCCGUGCCGUGGUACGCCAAUCAGCCGAUCUCGGGACAGCUGCUGGGCGAGGUUCCGGAGUUCACAGCCACAGUCCUGGUCAGCGACGCUUGUGGCAUGUCUGCUGACGUGGAAUGGGUUUGGGCCUUGGUGUCCAAUGUCAGCCCCUUCAAGAUCUUGCUGUAUUUGGAUACCAGCGUCAGGAAUCUCACCCUUCCGGGGGAGAUCUCCGUAGCAGCUCUUGGCCUCCCGGCCUCGGGUUUCCUGGUGCCCGGAGACGUCUACGCAGUGGCGCUCCUCGAGUCUUCGGCUGCUGGGUCCUUGGCCGACUUGGCCGAGGCUGCGACGAGGGGCUUGCGCUUUGCGCGCUCGGUGCCCUUCCUCGCAGAUGGUGCCCCGACCGGUGGAUACGUCACAACCCUGCCAAGCGUUGGGACUGGAAUUGAAACGGAGUUCCUCCUCGCCACGUCCGGUUGGUUCGACGAGGACCUCCCGAACUCAGGCUUAGUCUACAGAUUCUACCGUUUUCCCUUGCCGCCUGAUGUGAGUUUGGUCGCCAAUUCCGGCAGUUUCUCGGUGAGCGGUGCCUGGAGUCGGCCUUCUGUCGACUGGCGCAACAAGAGCAGCGCGAACUUCUGGAGCAAGCUGGGAGGCAUCUUCCUGGCAGAGGCAUCCGAUGCCUCUUCGCUGCGGGUUGCGCUCCCACCAGGGGAGCACAUGCUUGGUGUAGUGGCAGAGGAUGGGCUUGGAGCGGUCUCGAGUUCCUGGUUCGUGGGCCCCUUGGUCCAGGUGCCAAGCGAUGCUGCUUCGGUGGCUGCUGUGGCCCUCAACUCUGCACUACGACUUGGGGACGCGCAGAACAUUCUGAACACACUGGCCGCGUCCGCGUUCACGAAGUCGGAUGACCUUAGCGAGGAGGUGGCGGCGCUCGUCGCCGCCUUGAUGACCUUGGACACGUCCGACUCGGCGCUGUCGCAAGUCAACGCCGUUGUUGUGGAACUGCUUAAGGAAGCUGUGCCCGAUGCCGCCGCACGUGUUUCCCAGUUUCUGGCGGCUCUGUUUGCAUCGAUCGUGUCACCGACAACUGGUCUGGACUACCUCUUGGAGGCACUGCUGCUUAUCAAGAUCGUCUACGACCAAGAGGCGUGGCUUCGCACGGACGAGUUGCGGGAGCUUCUGGCCAAAUGCGGCGAUGCAGUGCUGGUUGCUGUCCCCGGCUCAAGCGAGAAACGCGUCCAGUCCCUGGACCACCUCUCAGACGGGAAAGGGCUCGAGGUCGCCGUCAGAGAGGUGAGCCUCCACGAUGCCGUGCGUCAGGGCAUGUCCGUGGCAGGAUUCAGCACGGGUCCACUUUCGGAAAUUGACGGCCAGGCGGGAUGCGGGACCGUUACCGGCCAAGUCACCACAUGGCGGCAAAGUAACCCAUAUGCGUGGCCGAAUGUGACGACGGAGGGAGUGGGGGCUGACGUCACGAACGUGACAGAUGUCCACGUGAUUGAGAUGCGACGGUGUGGUUCGCCCUUCAACAUCACAGGUCGGAUUGUGCUGGACUUGCCCCUGCCCGAGUUCCCAACGGAACCCGCUUUGGAAGGGUAUGCUUACCAGCCUGCCUGCAUUGUUUUCGAUGCCGUUGCAGAGCAAUGGACAACAGAUGGGCUUUGGCGGCAGAUUUCUGAUUCACUUCCCGGAACCCUCAAGUGUUCAGCGGUUCCCAGUGCAGCAGAACUCAUCGCCGCAACCGUGGUUUACAGACUCGAACUCGUGCCCGUGGUGGAAGAGCCGCCGAGUGUGGCCCUGAUCAUAGUUGCCAUCAUCGUGUUCUUGCUGUGUAUGGCCGGGCUGGCCUAUGCAAACAUGAAGAAGUCCGAGGGGAAGAAGGACAAGGCAGAAGACGUGGAGGCCGCGGUGUCAUCCAGAGUGGCACCGGCUCCAGAAAGUGAUGAGCCAAGCGCGUCCCCCGAAGAGGCCGAAGCCCAGCCGGCCAAGCCGGAGGCAUCGACUUUGGUCGUGGCAGCUGAUGCUCCUGCGUUGCCGCCUUUACCAAGCGCCAGCUCCGGGCCUUCGCGUGCGGAAGAUCCAGGAUCGCCUGCCGAGGCCUUGGUGCCGAAGCCGCAGCUGGACAGCGGCGUCCCCGUCCAAGCGCCGGUAUCCAGCCCAGAGUUUGAGAGCUUCGCCGAGGGCUUCAAGACAGAUCUUCCAACAGCUUCUGAGGAAGCGCCGGCACCACCAGGCUGCUUUGAAGAUGAGGGCCAAGCCCAAGCUUAG
Messenger RNA from Symbiodinium sp. CCMP2592, 3654 nucleotides. NCBI's taxonomy places the organism in Eukaryota, Dinophyceae, Suessiales, Symbiodiniaceae. The record is from the annotation of a GenBank genome assembly.